CAUGCACGUAAGUCCUAUGCCGGUCUGCUUAUGUUGUGGCUGCACAGUCUGUCCUACAUUGUUGUUUCUUUUGAACGGACGCCCAGGGGUUAACUCUGUUGAUAUAAAUGACGGCACGUGUUCUAAAUCAUGUGCUCUAUGCGGUUAUACUGCGUGUGUGUGUGUGUAUAGUGUGUUCACCACUAAUCAAAUAAUCCAUAGUCGAGCAGUGAGUAAAGUGAGUACCGUACUAACAAUAGAGGCCUAACAUUGCUUAUUCUGAGUGCAAAUGAGACUGUUUUGAUGAAAUGACCCCUAUACUAUACUUUUGGGGUAAAAAAUGUUUGUAAUGUCUGUGUAAUGAUAAGAAGUAGUAGAAACCUAAUCCUGAGGGUGGAUGUGGUGAAGAGGAUUGUGGGGGAGGGGGGGGGGUGUUUAUUCAUGUGAGUUGUUUUUUUGUUGUUUUUUUUUGGUUGGUUUAAUAAUGUAUUUGUGUGGUAAAGGGAAAUGUGUAGAACACGCUACAUUAGUGUUUCCAAAACUUUAUGGGAACCUCACCACUACAUUGUUAGAACCUCUCCACUGCAUUGUUAGAACCUCUCCACUAAAUUGUUAGAACCUCUCCACUGCAUUGUUAGAACCUCUCCACUACAUUGUUAGAACCUCUCCACUAACUUGUUAGAACCUCUCCACUGCAUUGUUAGAACCUCUCCACUACAUUGUUAGAACCUCUCCACUAACUUGUUAGAACCUCUCCACUGCAUUGUUAGAACCUCUCCACUACAUUCGAACCUCUCCACUACAUUGUUAGAACCUCUCCACUACAUUGUUAAAACCUCUCCAUUACAUUGUUAGAACUUCUCCACUACAUUGUAAGAACCUCUCCACUAACUUGCUAUAACCUAUCCACUGCAUUGUUAUAACCUAUCCACUACAUUAGAACCUCUCCACUACAUUUUUAGAACCUCUCCACCAUAUUGUUAGAACCUAUCCACUACAUUGUUAGAACCUCUCCACUAACUUGUUAGAACCCAUCCACUGCAUUGUUAGAACCUAUUCACUACAUUGUUAGAACCUCUCCUCUACAUUGUUAGAACCUCUCCACUACAUUGUUAGAGCCUCUCCACUACAUUGUUAGAACCUCUCCACUACAUUGUUUGAACCUCUCCACUACAUUUUUAGAACCUAUUCACUACUUUGUUAGAACCUCUCCACUACAUUGUUAGAAGCUAUCCACUACAUUUUUAGAACCUCUCCACUACAUUUUUAGAACCUCUCCACUACAUUUUUAGAACCUAUUCUCUACAUUGUUAGAACCUCUCCAAUACAUUGUUAGAACCUCUCCACUAAUUUGUUAGAACCUCUCCACUACAUUUUUAGAACCUAUUCACUACAUUGUUAGAACCUCUCCACUACAUUUUUAGAACCUAUUCACUAGAUUGUUAGAACCUCUCCACUACAUUUUUAGAACCUAUUCUCUACAUUGUUAGAACCUCUCCACUACAUUUUUAGAACCUAUUCACUACAUUGUUAGAGCCUUUCCACUACAUUGUUGUUUCUACGGCUCUAUGGGAACCUCUCCACUACAUUUUUACUGCGCCAAAAACGAAAUGGUGCUAUUUAGCCUAUUUACAACCUUCAGUAACUCUUGUAUAACAAAUAUUAUCUCCCCUUAUCGAGGGAGUGCAGUGAAUCUGACAUGGUUCAAGUAGUAGUAUACUCUGUUAUCUCCAGUCACAGUUAUGCCUCCUGUCAUACAAACACACGAGGGACUAUCCUAAUAUUACUGGGAACUAUUAAAUGAUCCCCCCACCCCUCCCAUUAUUUUAUUAACCCUGAAUCCCUCUUCAAAUCUCUAUCUUUAAAGAUUUUUUUUUAAAAUUCUGAUACUUAAAGUUCCUGGAAAUGUAUUUUAUCAGAAAAGACGAUAUGGUAGACCCAGUGUUGGCCACUGAUAAUAGUUAAUGAUCAAAUCUACAAAAUGAUCAUCAGUGGAGUCGGUGGUGUCCUUGGUGUUAUCUGACCCCUGACCCGUGGCUAUACAUUUGGGUUUAUGGUCAAGGUUGUUCUUAUCAAAAAUGUGUCCUUUUGAGAAUCAUUCGGCUGGGCCAUUGCUCAAAUUUUUGAAGUUUAAGUCUGUCUCAAGGUCCAACUGUCUAAAUUCCAAGCCAGUCUAAUGGUCAAAGUCUAGACCAGGCUAAAUUUCUAACAGUCAAAGUCAAGACCAGGCUAAAUUUCUAACAGUCAAAGUCAAGACCAGGCUAAAUUUCUAACAGUCAAAGUCUAGACCAGGCUAAAUCUCAAACAGUCAAAGUCUAGACCGCUCUAACUUUUAACAAUCAUUGAAUCAAACUGUCAAAGUAUGGGCCAGUUUAUCAUUCCAAAUAUCAAGUCUAGACCUGUUUUUCAGUCCAAUUGUCUAAGUCAAGGUCAGUCUAUCAAUCAGUAUGAGUCUAAAUGUCAAAGUCUAGACCAUUCUAUCAUUUAAACUGUAAAAGACUAACCCAGGCUGAAGAUCAAGCUGUCUCAGCCAAGGUAUUUCUGUAGCAGUUCAUGAACUUUGACCUAGAAGUAGAAUUAAUCACAUGGAGCUUUAUAUUUUUUUUUUUAAAUGAAUAAUUAAUGAGAUUAAAGAUUUCUCCACGGUAAGAUUGUUGAUAAAACUAUUCUUGGAUAAAUUAUGGCACAAAGUGUUUGAAAAAAUAUCAUGUGGAGACAGAGAUGGGAGAUGAAAAGAUUUCUUCUGAUUUUGUAAAUGUAUGCUUUUUUGUUUUUGUUUGAAUUAUUAAAUACUUUUAAUUUUCAAUCACUCAAUUCUUUAUGUCAUCAAAAUUUGGUUUAAGCCAUAGGUGGCAGAAUAAAUUGGACUAAAUAGGAGGCAGAAUACAUUGGACCAAGGACUCUAACUUAAGUUGCUUACUUUUGUGACGUGAUUUUGUGACCUGGUAGUGGGGCAGUGGAAUGAGACUUGUUGUUGUCAAUUAAAUUUGUCAGUGUUUGUUGGGAAGACAUUAAAACACAGACAAUUUAUGGCAUCGUCAUAAUAUCUGUGCAUUCAGAAUAAUAAUUUAACAAGUGACCUAGUUAAGAUUUUUUUUUAAAUUUUGUCCUUUCAGUUGACUUGUGGUCUUGAGGUCGCGGCGUUUGAUAUUUAAGUGUAAUUGACAUACAGGGGUCAAACUAUUUCACACUACGGACACACAGAAUUUCCAUUCAGAUUAAACAAAAUUAUUUCAAGAGAUCAACACCACAAGAUGGAUUUUGACAGUCUAAAAGCGAGGUGUGAAGAGGAAGGUCAAGGUCACCUGCUCCAGUUCUGGGAUCAGCUGAAUGAGGAGCAGCAGAAGUCUCUUGUAGCUGAGAUCGAACACAUCAACCUGAAGGUGAGUCACACAUCUUUUUCAACAUACAGAAGGGUGUCUCCGUGUCCUGUCAAAAAAUGUGUUUUAACAUUGAGUCCAGGCUAGUCAGGUCUCAUUUGUAUGUUCAGUUUGAUGUGUGGUCCAUAUCGAACCCAUGUAAGACGCCAUAGUCUUUUGUCUUUCUUAUACCUGUUGGUUUGGACUUAGUUAGUAUGAAACAAAUGUCCAUGCUUGACAUGGCAAAGGGAAACUUAAGAAGAAGCUACUGUGACAUAAAUGUCCAUGCUUGACAUAGCAAAGGGAAACUUAAGAAGACAUUAGUGUGACAUUUAAGAAGACGUUAGUGUGACAUAAAUGUCCAUGUUUGGCAUAACAAAGGGAAGCUUAAGAAGAUGUUAGUGUGACAUAAAUGUCCAUGCUUGACAUAACAAAGUGAAACUUAAGAAGACAUAAGUGUGACAAAAUGUCCAUGUUUGGCAUAACAAAGGGAAGCUUAAGAAGAUGUUAGUGUGACAUAAAUGUCCAUGCUUGACAUAACAAAGGGAAAUUUAAGAAGACGUUAGUGUGACAUAAAUGUCCAUGUUUGACAUAACAAAGGGAAAUUUAAGAAGACAUUAGUGUGACAUAAAUGUCCAUGUUUGACAUAACAAAGGAAACUUAAGAAGACGUUAGUGUGACAUAAAUGUCCAUGUUUGGCGUAACAAAGGGAAACUUAAGAAGAUGUUAGUGUGACAUAAAUGUCCAUGCUUGACAUAACAAAGGGAAACUUAAGAAGACGUUAGUGUUACAUAAAUUUCCAUGUUUGACAUAACAAAGGGAAACUUAAGAAGAUGUUAGUGUGACAUAAAUGUCCAUGCUUGACAUUACAAAGGGAAACUUAAGAAGACGUUAGUGUUACAUAAAUGUCCAUGUUUGACAUAACAAAGGGAAAUUUAAGAAGACAAUAGUGUGACAUAAAUGUCCAUGUUUGACAUAACAAAGGGAAACUUAAGAAGAUGUUAGUGUGACAUAAAUUUCCAUGUUUGACAUAACAAAGGGAAACUUAAGAAGACAUUAGUGUGACAUAAAUGUCCAUGCUUGACAUAACAAAGGGAAAUUUAAGAAGACAUUAGUGUGACAUAAAUGUCCAUGUUUGACAUAACAAAGGGAAACUUAAGAAGACAUUAGUGUGACAUAAAUUUCCAUGUUUGACAUAACAAAUGAAACUUAAGAAGACAUAAGUGUGACAUAAAUGUCCAUGUUUGACAUAACAAAGGGAAAUUUAAGAAGACAAUAGUGUGACAUAAAUGUCCAUGUUUGACAUAACAAAGGGAAACUUAAGAAGACAUUAGUGUGACAUAAAUGUCCAUGCUUGACAUAACAAAGGGAAAUUUAAGAAGACAUUAGUGUGACAUAAAUGUCCAUGUUUGACAUAACAAAGGGAAACUUAAGAAGAUGUUAGUGUGACAUAAAUUUCCAUGUUUGACAUAACAAAGGGAAACUUAAGAAGACGUUAGUGUGACAUAAAUUUCUAUGUUUGACAUAACAAAGGGAAACUUAAGAAGACAUUAGUGUGACAUAAAUGUCCAUAUUUGACAUAACAAAGGGAAAUUUAAGAAGACAAUCGUGUGACAUAAAUUUCCAUGUUUGACAUAACAAAGGGAAAUUUAAGAAGACAUUAGUGUGACAUAAAUUUCCAUGCUUGACAUAACAAAGGGAAACUUAAGAAGACAUUAGUGUGACAUAAAUGUCCAUGUUUCAUCUAUCAAUGCGAAACCUUGAGAAUAAAAAUAUUUGCCCUGUUCAUGACUUUUUAAUAUUUCAGAGUUUGUUAAUACAAUGAAAUGUUGAUUAAAGGAGUGCAAAUUGAUUUGAUUUCCAGGAAGCCAAUGAGUAUUUCCAAGAAGCUGACGCUUCCCUGAAAGAAACCAAUGAAAAAAUAGAUGAACACUUGAUGCCCUUGGAGCCUGCAGUGUGCGGGAGUGUUGCCAGGAGCAGUGAAGAACUCUUACAAAAAUAUUUGAAAACAGGUAAAGAUUGAUCACAGCUGUUUUUCCUUGAUUCAUUUCAAUCCUUAAUUGAGAAAGGUAACUAAUGAAGAGAAAGAAUUGAUUUCUUCACCAACUGAACUACACAUAAAGACUCUAUAUCAUGUCUUAUUGCCUUAACAAAGUGUUUAUUACCUUUAUAAAGCCAUUGACUUGACCUGAAAUAUAUGUCAGUUUUGUCCUUUUUAUUAUGAUCCAUUUAGGGUGUGACAAAAUAAAACCCCUGACUUUAAAAUCUUUCUUGGCCAGGUUUAACUGCCAUAGGUAACAACGAAGUGGCAGUGCUACUGCUAGCUGGAGGUCAGGGCACAAGGUUGGGGGUCCCUUACCCUAAAGGGAUGUACAAUGUUGGGCUUCCUUCUGGGAAGACCCUGUACCAGAUACAAGCUGAGAGGCUACUGAAGCUGGAGAAGUUGGCUCAGCAGGAGACUGGCAAAUCAUGCAAUGUGCCAUGGUAACUGGCAAUUUAAUAGUCUUGUCUACGUACAUUGCUUAUAGCAGUCAUUGUAUGUGGGUGCUAGUAAUCAUUGUAUGUGCAUGCUAGUAAUCAUUGUAUGUGGGUGCUAGUAAUCAUUGUAUGUGGGUGCUAGUAAUCAUUGUAUGUGGGUGCAUGCCGUCCAUUUAAAAGAAAAAUAAUAUAAAUUUUACGUAUAAAGUCAGCUAUGAAAGUUCAUGGGACUUUUUAGUAUACCACUUGCUAAUGCUGCUUAUUACAUUUUAGUGAAAACUCCAUCUUGACUUUUAUUAGAAAUAGUGUCAAUAUUUAUCCACAUGUAUUUCAGCAUUAUGACAGUUACAUUCUAUAAUUACUUUUCCAGGUACAUUAUGACAGUUACAUUCUAUAAUUACUUUUCCAGGUACAUUAUGACAAGUGAACACACAAAAGAAGCAACAGAUACCUUUUUCCAGAAAAACAACCAUUUUGGCCUUAGUAAAGAAAAUGUCAUAUUGUUUGAGCAGAGUUUGCUCCCCUGUUUUGACUUCAGUGGCAAAAUUAUUUUAGAAUCUCAAUCUAAGGUGGCACUGGCUCCAGGUACGGGUUGACUGUGACUGCUGAUUGUUGUGAUCCUUAAUAUAUGAGAGCCAAUAUCAAAUAGUUCUCAUUGAUAUUAAAUGGGAGUUAUUAUAAAAAAAUAUAAAAUAUUUAAAAAAAUUUAAUCUGUUAAUCAAAUUCAAGUAGUUAUUAUAAAAUAAUUCUGAUACAGAUACACAGGAGUAAAUAUCGAUUAGUAAUAAUUUUCUUGACCUUACAAAGCUACAAAUUUUCCAUUGAAUUAUAAAUUAUCUGGCUUUGAAUGAAUACCUAGUUAAUACAUGAGUUACCUGCAGUGUUUGGGUACAUAUGUAUGUUGUGUGCAUAUGCAUGGUGUGUACAUAUGCAUGGUGUGUACAUAUGCAUGUUGUGUACACGUGUAGGUUGUGUACAUCUGUGUGUUGUGUACAUAUGUAGGUUGUGUACAUAUGUGUGUUGUGUACAUAUGUAACAAGUUGUUCUUUUAUUGUCAGCUGGCAAUGGAGGCUUGUACCAAGCCCUUAGAAAUAAUGGUGUCCUUGAUGACCUUACGUUACGAGGAGUGAAAUAUGUUCAUGUCUACUGUGUGGACAACAUAUUGGUUAAAAUGGCCGACCCCGUGUUCAUUGGUUUCUGCCUGAGCAAAGAUGUGGAGUGUGGGGCAAAGGUCAGUGUCUAGAGAAUAGAAGCUAUUAUGAAAAGCUAAGUUGAUUGUAUCGAGAACAAUUGGAUCAUAACAGAUAGAGUGAAACUUGGAUUAGAAGAGUUUUUGCUUUUUUCACCUAUUCCUACUGUAACAUAGAAACUUAACCUUCAUGAUUGUGGCAAUAUUUAGCAAUUAUGACAAUGACCAGUUUUUUCUCCAUCUCCUAUCUUAAAUUAUAUUUGUUCUUUAACAGUUAAAGUCUACUGCCAAUUCUUGCAAUAUUUUAAAUAAUUCUUAUUUGAUUGCAAAAAAUAACACUUGAAGUGAGUCAGCCGAAAAUUGCUAAGUUUUUUUUUUUAAAAUGUAGGAAAAUCUUCUUUAUUUCUGUAACUAAUGAUGAACAUCUGUUCAUAUCGUCUCAGAUUUUGUCUGCUAGUAGUAACCUUAUCUGAAGCUUCUUAUGUCCCUUGAUGUUUCUCCACUUUUUGUGAACAGGUUGUGGAAAAGACCAUGCCUAAGGAAGCUGUGGGUGUUGUGUGUAAGGUCAAUGGCAAGUACCAGGUCGUGGAGUACAGUGAGAUCACAUUAAAAACUGCAGAGAAGAGGACAGCAGACGGACGACUUUUGUUCAAUGCUGGAAAUAUAUGCAACCAUUUCUUUAAAGUUGACUUCCUCAAACACGUGUGCCUGUAAGUGUGUGUGUUUUUGAUAAGCUGUAGUAAUUAAUUUUACAGCUUUGAAAACUAUGCAAGGCUUUGUAGUUGGUACAUAAAUUGUUUGAACUUGUUACCACUCCAGUGAAGUUAAUUCUGUAUGUCAGAAUCCAGGUCAACUUUAAUGUUUCAGAAAGAAGAGAAAAUAAUCAGCCCAGACUAAUGACACAAUAAUCUAUUUAAAUGAUCAUGUACUGAUUUAGCUUUAAAUAACUUUCACACGUUUUAAACUGGGGGAUGGAUUCUAAAGUUAUAAGCCCUGGAAAAAGUAAACGUUGCAUAUUUCCAUUACAUUAUUUUCAAAAUAUGGACAUGUUGAUUGAGAGCUUUCAUACACAAAUGAAAAUCUUCAACUUGUAUUCCUGGCCAGGAAAGAGAAUGAGUCCCAGCUGAAACAUCACGUGGCCAAAAAGAAGAUCCCUUAUGUUGAUUCCGACGGGCAACUUCAGAAACCAGAUUCACCAAACGGCAUAAAGAUGGAGAAAUUUGUUUUUGAUGUCUUCCAUUUUGCACAGUGAGUUAACAUUCUCAUAAGACAGCUGGUAAUUGCUCACUACCUUCAGUUCACAGAAGUUAUCAUUUGAACUUCAACAACAAAAAAAUUGUAAAAAUUAUCUAUAUAUAUAGAUCUCUUACCAAAAAAAACUAAAACAUUAUAAUAUGUUCUCUGACAUCUGAUAGAUUCUAAAAUUAUUUGUAUAAGUCAUGAAGGUUUUUUGACAACAUUUGUCCUAUAUCAGCAAUGUUAGACAGUUCUUUCACAAUAACAGCUUCACUUCUAAUGUGUAUGUAUCAUAACAAAUGGUGCUCACAAGAAGUGUUAUCAUGUUAGAAAGUGCAUGUGGGCUUUGCAUGGGUUUAAUGAAAAGUUGCAUUGGUAGAAUGACAAUGACAUUUCUACAAAAUAAGAUGCAAAGUCAAUGUUACAGUUCCAAUUAAUCCACAGAAAAAAAUAAAAGCAAAACUUUCAAUUAAUACAACAUAGGCAAACAAAACAAACUUUUUUCUGGCCUUUAAUCAGUAGACUUAAAGUAAAAUGAGUUCUUAAGUAAAAAAAAAUAUUUUCCUUUAAAUUUGUAUACAAAUUGAAGACUGAAAUUAUUCUGUUAUUUCCUAAAUGACAACAAGAGUCAGCAGUGAAAAAUAGCUUUGCACCACUAACAUUAGUAUGAUGUUGCAUUUUCUAUGAAAUUGAUUUAUUACAAGCUGUAGUUUAUUAUACAAUAAUUUUGUGGGAUUGGUCUGUUGAUUGUGCUUUAUUUUAUAUAAUUUUAACUAAUGUUAUUUGAAUUAACACUUGUUAUAUAAAUUCGUGUUUUAAGUUGUUUGAGUUGAAUUAUUUUUCAAGUCACUUUUGCUUUUUACUAAAUUUUUAGUUAACAAUGCACAUAACUUUGCAGAAGUCAUUUGCAACAUGUUUGACCUUCCUUUCAGAAACAUUGGCAUUUUACAAAUACAUCAUAUUGUAUAUAAUUUGUGUUGGAAUUAUAACUUUAGCAUAAUAAUAUGUUUUUGGAAACUUGUUCAAAAAUAUAUACAUAUAUGUAUUUCAAGAUCAUUUCUCAAUAUAUAUAUAUAUAUUUGUAAAGGCUUCCUAAAACAUUUGCUUAAAUUGUAAUGUAAUAUAUUUAAUCGUCAGCUUUACAUUUAAGGCCUACUGACAAGUGUAUAUAAUUUUUAAUGGCGCAAUUGGAAUUAACAGGGCUUUUUUUCUCUCUCUCUCUCUCUUCUUUUUUGUUCUUUGUUUGUUUGUUGGUGUGUGGUACAUCUUGCAUGGGUCUAAUUAUUCUGCACUAAUCUGCCUGUUUACAAUUACACAUUUUGGCUCUCUAUGCUUCUGCUUGCAAUCCCUUUGCAUAUUUAUUUAUAUACAAAUAUUAAACUGUUAAUACCCGGUAUGCAUAUAAAUAUAAAACAUCAUUAUUAAUUCAUUAUUUAAAUCAUGUCAACUUAUGACUAUUUUAUUUUUUCAAUGAAAUUACAAACCAUAAAAAAAUCUUUUUUUUUUUGUAAAAUCAAAUCCCUUGCAUUGACCUUUCAACUCUAACCUGAAACAAAAUUACUUUCCAUGAUUUGUUCCUUUUUUAUGAAUAUAAAAAAAUCUGUCACACUCGCCACCUGACUCACACCCUCUGUCACUUUCACCAUCCUGCACCAUCCAUUGCCCUCUGUUACCCACCCACCUCUGUGCUUGGUUUUGUCCGUGUCUCUGUGUUUUAAAAUGUGCUAGGAACUUUGCUGUCUGGGAGGUGCUUCGUGAGGAUGAGUUCUCCCCCUUGAAGAACGCUGACGGCCAGCCCAAAGACACCCCAACAACCUGCCGGAAUGAUCUGAUGAGUUUACAUCAUCGCUUUGUGCUAGCGGCCGGUGGAAGAUUUGUUCAUUCUGAUGGCACACCGUACACAGAUAUACAGAGGUGAGUUAGGCAAAUUUUUUAAUUGGUUGAUUUGAUUUCACAAAUUGUUGUUCCUGAGUUACCAAUUGUUUCUGUUGCUUUUUAGUCUUUUUUAUUUAUAAAAUAGGAAAUAAUAGUAAAGAAAAAAAAUAUUUUAGGAUUGCAUUUGAUAUAUAUUUUCUUCUUUUUUUUUUUUAUAGAAACAGUUGGAUUUCAAUCAAAUAAAUCUUGUAAUUAUUGAGUUCAAAGUAAACUGACAAAACAAUAUUUUUUUAAAAUAAAAGUAUAAGAUUUGAAUUCUGAAACAAUUUUUUUAAAAAUUCAUUCCAAUGAAGCUAAAUGGAUAAAUUAUGUCAUCAUCUAUAAAGGUCAAUACUAAACUCACUUAGAGCGGCUGGUAAUUUUGGAAAAGUAUAGAAAUAUGUUCAAGAGGUCAAAUGAUCAUUAAUGUAAAAGUAAGCCAAGCCUUUUGAAGCAUUACAAAACUCUUUUUGUUUCAUAUGAUUGUACAUUUCCUUAAAAAAACAGCGGUAAUCAAACUUUUUAGCUAGUGAACCCCUUGAAUUAUUAUAAAUAGUUUGAAAAGUGUGAUUGAGGGUGGACAUAUUCAAGAUUGAAUACCACUGAGCUACGGCUCCAAGAAACAUAGCAACAAAAUAUUUAACAAUAUUCUGUAACCUCUCUCAUGCUUUUAACUCUUAACUCUUAAUUCUAAGAGUGAACUAUUUGUGAACUUUUAGCUGACACCUUAUCCUUAUUAUGUGUACUGCAUGAAAUGUUCACAUAUGCUUCAUCCACUUAUCCCAUGGACAACUUCCUUUGAAUAAAUAAAUGUGUUAAUAGUUAUCAGUUUAUAAAAUGUGACUAAGGUAAUAUAUACAUACAAAACUUCAGAAUUAAUUGAGUUAAUUAUACAAACAUAAAUUCUGAAUUGAUUAUGCUAAUAUAUACAUACAUCAGAAUUGAUUGAGUUAAUUAUACAUACACAACUUCAGAAUUGAUUAAGCUAAUAUGUACAUACAUAACUUCAGUAUGAUUAAGAUUAAAAGAAUUACAUCAAAUUAAGUUUGCUGUGGGAACAUAUUAAACCCAUUAAUUAACAUUGUUCAUGUGAGCUCAGUAAAAUAACAAGGUCUCAAAAUGUUCUUUAAAUAACAUCGUGUUAAAUUUUUCUGAAAGGAAAAUUAUUUUCAUUUAAUAUAUACUAAAACAAUCCUAUGUUAAAUAAUCAAUGUUGUGUUGAAAUUUUUGUUAAAAUGACUCAUUGCUGCAUGUGCAUGAAAUGUUGUAUGUUUUGUUGUUUGAAUCUCCAGAAAUAAUAACAAUGACGAGAAUGGUAGCAAUGGGUAAGUAAACCAUUUCUCAAUCUUGUCAGUCACAAAAUAACACAGUGAGAUAAGGAAAAUAAAAGCUAUCAAACCUUGAUUAAAGGAAACUGCCUAUGGUCAUAAAAGCUUUCUUUAUACACAAAUUACUUAGAGCAGCAGUUUUUUUGCCUGUGGUUUGUAGACCUUUGGUGGUGAGUGAUUUUAUUAUUGGGGGUCAACAAAAAUAGAUAGAAGCAUUUAAAUCACAGGGAGGAAAAUGAAUGCCUAUGAUUAUUGAAUUGGUUUCCCCCCAAAAUUUACAUGAAUAGGAUGUUCUUAAAUUGUUAAAUUUCAAGAACCAGUGCCUUGAAAAUAUUUGUUCUCACUGUCUAUGUGGACUGUGUGCUUUCUUAUGUCCUUAAUAUUGUCAGUUCACAAUAUUUACUUUUUCAUCUCUCUCUCUUUGCACAUAAAGUUUUCUGAUUUAUGAAAUUUUAAAAUUCAAUAAUUUCAUUUCCAUAAAUAUAGAAACUAAUAUGAGAGAUAUCAUGAUAGUUGAAAUUUAAAAAAUUUUAUAAGCAUAUUAUGAUUUAACCAAAUAAGAUCAUAUUUCUUUUUUGAUUAAAAAAAUUGAAAUAAGUUAUGAUUAAUAUUGUACUUAUUCAUUUUCAUCAUAAUUAAGAGGAUAAAAACAAUCUGUUAAACUUAAUUCUAAAAUAGGACUAUUUUAACGUAAUAACAAUUUUAAAGUAAUCUUUCAAACACACAAACUAAAUCAAUCUCCAUAAUGCUUGUAUAAGUGAAAUUAAAUCAUUAUCCAUUGUGAUUUGAAAUUAAUUAUUUUAUUGGUCUCCAGUCAACAAAGUCAAGAUGAAGAAGAUACAAUCAUUGUAGAAGUGUCUCCACUUGUAUCCUACUUUGGAGAGGUUUGUCAAUUUCUUAAACUUAGAUUUUACUGUAACUCUUGACUCACUGAUGUAAAUACAAGUUAUUAUAAACUAUUUUUUAUAGUGGUUGUUUGUUUUUUUCAAAAUCUAAUCAUUUCAAUAUGAUUAUUUAAAAGUACUUUGCAUGGUUUGCAUAAAAAUGUAUACGUUUAUCCUAAAUGCUACUUAACAAAUUAUACUAUCAAGACUAAAAUGAAUUAUUACCCCAAAAAGAAUUAUAUUAAUUCAAUAAUUUUUUAUCUACCUUUUUGUCUUCUCUGCUGCUGCUAAAAAAUGUGUUUACAUUAUUUAUGCACAUUCUAGUUUGCAGAUAAAAUGGUAGAGUUGUUUUAACAUCUGUUUUCAUUUUCUCUUUUUGUAAAGGAUUUGGAAACUAUUGCAAAAGACAAAUGUUUCAAACCACCUGUUCUCAUUGAACUUGGGCCAGAUAACUCAGCAGUCAUUAAAGAAGGCAGCAGCUAAUGUGUCCAUUGGCUAACUCUUAAUGCUGGAAAACUAUGCAACCAAUCAUAUUUCAUCAUUAUUUUUAUUUCACCAUGUACCUGUACAAUAACAAAAUAUAUUUAUUUAUUGCUCUUCCUAAAUAAUGUACAUUAGUAAAAACUAAUUUAAUUAUAGAUUGAGCAUCAAAGUGUUUUUAAAAAUUAUAAAACAGAAAUUACUCAGCAACAUUUUUUAAACAAAUUGCAACCACCGCAUGUUGAGAGACUAAAUUAAUUUGUAUUAAUGUAUGACAUUGUAAGGGAAGUUAUAUUUUUUUAUAACCCUGAGAACUAAUCAACCAGAAUGUCAACAUAUUGAGUCUGGUUUAUUCAUUGAUUGUUCUCAAGAAAAUAACACCAAACAUUUGUUUUUAUGAAAUAAAGCAAGUAAUCAUGUCUAAAUGUUUAUAUACUUUUAUUUGAACCCUGUGUUGACAAGCAUUCACGUGAACAAUUCUACAAUUUAUGUUUUUUUCCAAUUUUUAAUACAACAUACUUUAGAUAAUUACUGACAAUGUUGCUCACAAUUUUUAUAAUCUUCAAUCAUGUGUCCCAUAUUUAAAGAAUUGUUAAUUGGGUAGAGGGAAUACUUUAAGACAUUUCAUGUCAGGAAAAAUAUGACAGCGUUUGUGUUGUGUUUUCUAACAACAUGUCACUCAAGCCAAUUUACAUGACAUGUUUUUAUGUUUAUUGAUUAUCUUUUGAAUGCCAGGGAAGACCUGCUAAAAGUCGUGGAACAAUUUUAACAAUUUAUGGUAGAUUGUGUUACUCAUCAUUAUUUAGUUUCAGUGUGUUUAUCCUCCAAACAGUGGAAGGUGCCAAGGUUCAUUUUUUAUUUUUACUUUUGAUAGAUUGGAAAGUAUUUACAUAAUUGAAUUAAUGUUACAGAAUCUUCAAUUGUUUAAUUAACCAGCAUGCAGAUUAUUCUAAUUACAUUUAUGUUAAACUGAACACUGUUUUGGUUGUUUUGUUGAAAUUUGAAGGAUCUAUGUGCUUGUUGAUUUAGAGAAUUUUCUUGUUAUGUAGACAGCUAAGCUACAGAUACAUUUUUUGUUCAUUUGUUGAAUUACUUCAAGUUAAUUCUUUAAAUCUUCUGCCACCUCAUGUAAUCAACUUAGUACAGAAUAAUCUGCUUCUUAAAUGGUAAUAGUGGUGUAUGGUUAUUUAUUGGUCAUUUUAACUUAGUCUACUUUUUUUUUUUUUUCAAGUCAUGCAAACUAUUGGAUAUCGUUUAUCAAUUUUCUUUCUGAAGGGCCAGUUUUAUUUUUGAUUAUAAUUGGUCACUUUGCUGUAUUGUCAUUUUACUAUUUUUACAUUAUAUGAGUAGAGUUUCUAAAAAUCCACACCAGAUAUGUUUUCUAAAAUAUUUAUUGAAAAUUUUUUUCUAAUUUUGUUACUGCUGAUUGCGAGUUCCAAAAAUAAUCAGCAUUUGUUCUCCUCCACUUAGUGUCAUAAAAUGUAUUUGUAUUUGUGGUUGUAUGCUUGUGCCAGAAUUGAUUUAAUACAUCUGCCUUUCUGGCAUGUUGCAUUACCUCUGGCUGGACCAUCAAGUGAAUUGGUACAACUUAAUCAGAUUUAGGCUUUACAUCGCUUUAAAAAGCUUGCCCCAUACACACGUUGCUCAGUUUUAAUAUGUUAAAAUGUUUUUGGCAUGCAUAUAUCCACUAUCCAUUUUGAUGUAAAACGAUUUGUUGAAAUUAAUUUAAAAUCUUGAAUAUUUAUUCACAUCUUAACAAAAGAAACUGACAAAAUCAGUAUUUGGAUCAAACCCUCUUAAAACUGCCCAACUGAUCAUGACCUGAGAAAUUUGAAAUCAGGAUUUAUUCUUCACAUAAUAACAUAAUAACUAGGAAUAUAUGAAUCAUUCAUAUAAAUGAGGAUAACAGCUUGAGUACCUUUGGUACAGUGCAAUGAUGAGAACCAUUGGUGGAGAGCUAUUUUUAGUACCCUUGGUGGAGUUUUAGUUUUGGGAUCAUUAAAUGUAUUUUCGUAACAUCUAUUUACCUUGAGUUAUUUACCAGAGCUGGGGACCAACCAAUCCAAGUGUUUACAACUACAAUUGUUAUACAAGCAAACAGUCUGUCUGCCUUUGAAUAUUAACCCUGUAAUGACCAGCAUCUGGUCACCAAUUGUAAAUCAAAUUGUUGUUUGAUUAACAAGUGGACAUUUUUUUUUUUUAUUGUAAAUAAUUAUAACGCUAUCCAUUAAAAACUUAACCAUUUUAUUGGAAGGAAGUUAUUAUGUUUCAGGUAUCUUAACUUCUUGAUUAUCAUUUCAACAGGUUGGGAAUGGAGCUAGUAAAUGAUGAGUGAAUGAUGUAUUUCUUUGAGCCUAUGACAUUUAAUAAAAUAAAUUUCGAUUCAGAUGGAAAAUAUUAUUUUUUUUAAACACAUUAAAUUUGAGUAAACUGACAGUGUUAUAAAGAAUAGACCACUACUUCUGUUUUUAUAUAAUUUGUGGCAUCAAAUUUCAAAUACAUUUGGCACAGUAAUUAAUAAUAUAUGAUAAACUGUACUAGAAUUAUUUGACACAAAUUGGAGUCGUGCCUUUCAUAAUGCUUGUUAACAGAAAGAACCAUUUGGAAAAGUACCAAAAAAUUGCAAACUCCUUAAGAGUUUUAUUAUGUCUCCCCUUUCAAGCUCAAGACUUUGGGGCACAUGAUUGUGUUACACAUCAAUUUUUGUGUGCUACUAACCUACCAUUUCUCUCUUUCCCUAAGGUAUUUCUCCAAUAAUGGUAAAAUGGUCAUUGUCAUUGUUAAAAUUUGUGAGAUUAAAUCAUUUUUUAAAUGUACUUUUUUUGAUGGGACAUUUAUGUAGUGGGAUUUAUUUUUAAAUGCAUUUUGAUCAGUAUACUUUUUAGAACACAUUUCAUUCUGAAUAAAAAGUUAUUAAAAUAACUUAAAAGAAUCAGGGCAGUCAUUAAAAUGUAAUGACAGAAAUUAAUAAAAAAAAAUUACAACAUUCA
Messenger RNA from Lymnaea stagnalis (great pond snail), 15837 nucleotides. Lineage: Eukaryota; Metazoa; Mollusca; Gastropoda; Lymnaeidae. The record is from the annotation of a GenBank genome assembly.